Patella vulgata (common limpet) is the source of this 7719-nucleotide messenger RNA. Its product is annotated as protein timeless. Gene Ontology annotation, molecular function: DNA binding. Gene Ontology annotation, biological process: replication fork arrest; DNA repair; DNA replication checkpoint signaling. Lineage: Eukaryota; Metazoa; Mollusca; Gastropoda; Patellidae. Bases 230 to 2755 code for a protein of 841 amino acids. The transcript is spliced from 23 exons. The record is from RefSeq and is a predicted model, not a curated record. Gene Ontology annotation, cellular component: replication fork protection complex.
AGCGCCACCAGGCGGAUUAGUUCAACCUCAUUGAUGUUGUGACAAACGAUGUCUUGGUCAACCAGACGAUUGGACGGGUUAAUGACCAUCACAAAACCACCUUUAUUUUGGGGGGGUUAAUAUGGUUUUCAAUAAUAUUAUACCAUAUUACAGACGUGCCAUAUUGUUUAUUGUGUAGAUUAUAAAUAGUGUAUUUCACAUUUGUUGCAUCCCAAAAGCAUUAAAGAAGAUGGAGUGGCAGAUGAUGAAUUUAGAUGGCUUGGGGUCUUUACAGUCGUAUUUGGGUUAUGUAACACCAACAGGUUAUGAAACAUCUUCUGAAUGUGCAGAGGUAUUACAGGAGAUCAUUAUGAUUUUAAAAGACGAUGAUGAGACUCUAAGAUCACGACAAGUUCUUGCGACAUUAGAUAUAUUUCGUAAGGAUUUGGUGCCAAUUAUAAAAUCAACUGAUGAUUUGGAGAUUUUUGAAGAGGCCAUUCAUUUAAUGAAAUUAUUGACCGAUCCAUUGGAAUCUCUCGUCAGUCAUCCAAAUAAAAUACAGGGUGGUCUCAAGUUAGAUAUGGACAGAUUGUUUGAACAAACCAGAGCUUGCUGUAUUGACAAGAUGUUUAUCAAAGCUGUUGUUACCAUGAUAAAUACAACUACUAAAGUGUGUUCAAACCUACAGAAAGAUGUUCAGAUAUUAACCAUGGUGGAGAACUGUUUUAUGUUUUUGAGGAAUUUAUUACAUAUGACUCCUAAUAAUGAGAGAAAUACAGAUUGGAAGGCCAAUAUGCUUAUAAGGUUGAUAUUUGAAACCAAAUUCAGCGAUGUUAUUCUGAAAAUGUUGAGGAUGGAUGAAAAGGCCCGUUUCUGUUCAUCAAUAAGUCAGAUGUUAACACUGAUGUUUAAAGAUCAUGCUGAUAUGAUGUUGGAGGGAAAAUAUGCAGAAGAAGAUUGGUCAAGCUCUAAAUCUAAAUCUAGCCUACUCUUUGAUUUGUCAGACUUGAAAAUGGAAUUAUUAGAACCUAAAGCUGAUGAUGUUCUGAGUUCUGUGGAAAUAAAGCACCUGAAAGAAUUAUAUGCUUAUUUGGAUGGAUUUUGUAAAGAGUUUGUAAGUAAUGGCUUUAGUAGACUGGUCAGAUCUCUAUUGUCCAAUGUUUUGACGGAAAAUGGUAAGAACUUGGAUGAUACUUACUUUUUGUGGAUCGUUUCUUAUUUCAUGAAAUAUAUCAACUGUCAGACAUCUUUAGAUAAGACUAAACCCUGUAUUAUUGAACCAUAUUCCACGGAGUUGUGUUGUGCACUGGUAUAUCAGGCUAUUCAUAACUGUCAAAACUUGAUGGCACUUCAACAGAGAAAUUGCUGGAGUGCAUAUUGUCAACGAAGACUGCAUCUAACAGUUUGUGCCUUGUAUCAGAUGUUUAAACUAUUACAAAAUGAAGAUGCAUCGAUGGAACGAAUGCUAAUUGAUAUCGCCAACAUGAAAACCCUACAGAGAUUAUUCCUUCUGUUAUUAAAUCAGUUUAAACCACAUCUACAAGGAGUACUUUAUCUCUCAGAUGUCAUACAAACCAACCAUAUUUAUAUCCAAUUACUUGAUACCUGGAGUAAAAAAGAGUAUCUCACACCACAUUUUACUUUACAAAAACAUGUGUCAUUAUUUGCUAAGAAUAAAUUAAUGAGGACGUAUUCUUUCUCAUUGGGAAGUUAUGAGCAUAAUGCACCUGAGUUAAAUACAUGUAUUUUGACUUUGAUGCAUCAUAUGACUGGUAGUAUAGACAGUAUGGAGGUAUUGAUGCAGUUGCCGAUUAUUAUAAUAUUUGGACAGAUGUGGGAAAAGGGCGCCUGUCAGGAAUUUACACAUCUGAUCGAACUUGUUCUACAUAAAUUUAUUUCCAAGUCUGGUGCUAACCCUGAUCAAAUGGCACAUGAAUUAUUUGAAGCAGGACAAGACUCGUCUGUGAGUCAAAGUAUAUUAAUUGAACAAUGGACUGAUGAAGAAGAAGACUUGUUGAUGAGUUUCCUGGCUGGUGAUGAUGAUGAAAACCUGAUGGUGGAUAAUAUUGUCCAACAUUUUACAGAAAAUGGAAUUGAGAAAACACCAUACGAAGUAGCUAAACACCUUUCUAAAACUGGCUUGUUAACUGAUCAGCUUCUUGUGAAUGUUCAAGAAAUACUGGAAGAGAAAAAUGAUAGUUUUGAUGCAUCUGAAGAAUUUAACGACUUAGAUGCUGAUGAGCUAAUAAAGAAAAUAGUUGAAAAACUGAAAUCUGAUGGCAAUGAAUGUGUUACAUGGCUACAAGAGAGAUUGUUAGAAACGGCUCGAGCCAAAUCAUAUACAAAUGUACCAAUGGGAGAAUGGCCUGAUCCACUACCUUACUCCUAUUUAUCCUUGAAGAAAUCAGUACCAUUGGUAGCUUUUACUGAAGAAGAAGAAAUUUAUUUGUCGAAUGAGCUGCUAUCACAGCUUCUGAUCCUACUCCAAAUUGAAAUGCCUGAAGCUGGAGAGAAAGUAUUUCCACUGAUCCCCUAUGAAUGGAAAUUGUCUACAUUGAUUGGGAAAGCGGAGAAACUUGGCGAAGUCAGUGAAGAUGAUUUAGAUUUGUUGUCCUUUAUUUCUGAUGAAGACAUGGAGCAGACGUCAUUAAGUUCUUCACCCACACAGUUCUUAAUGGAAGAUGAUGAAAGUAAAUCGGAAGUUUCAAAGAAACCUGCAAAGGGAGAUGACGUAAAUUGGAUGAAAUAUGUCCAACAUCUCAACAGUUUGAAUUAAAAAUCUUAUUUCAACAUCAUGCAUUUUUAUUUAAUUGUAUUUUUGGUAAAGUAAACCAUUUGUGAUUUUUGUCAUUGUACUGUAUUUGAAUAUAUGUUUAUUAUUAAUCAUAAAUUGAAAUGGCAAUGAAUGCUGAGUAAUUUAAUAAGUUAUACAAACUCAAUUAAUAGUGCUAUAAAUUAAAAUGACCAGACUUCUUUGAUUUUGGUUUUAAUAUAAAAUUAUCAGUUUUAUUAAGUUUUAUAUGUUGACUUUUUGAGUGGAAUGACAGUCAUAUUAAUUAAUGUAUCUCAGACUGGGAAAGCAAAAUAAUUAACACAUCUCAAACUGGAAAAGCAUAUUAAUGAACACAUCUUGAACAGGAAAUGCAUAUUAAUUAACACAUCUCGGACUGAAAAGCAUAUUAAUGAACACAUCUUGAACUAUAAAAGCAUAUUAAUUAACACAUCUCGAACUGGAAAGCAUAUCAAUUGACAAAUUCUGGACUGGAAAAGCAUAUUAAGACUGAAUUUUAUUAACUGGUAGUCAUAAUUUGAUUGGUUAAUCAAAUGUCUGACUGCAUAGAUCAAAAGCCGCUUGUAUGAUCCCUUAUGGGACCUCCCACUACAACUGGUCAGAUCUUCAUGCAGUAGAGGCCAUCGAAAGUAUAAAAAAACAAAACGAAAUAUAGAUCUGUGUUUUAACCAGAUUGUAAUCUCUAAUAUAUAAACAAAAUAAUAUUUAUACUCGUAUAAUGAAAGUUUGGUUGGAGAGUUUGUUAUGGAAAGGUCAGUAAUGACAGUUGUUAUAAUGAUGUUAUCAAGAUAGAUAUAAAUAUAUAGGUCAAAUGUUUUAUGGAGGCUGCAAUUUGAAAAAAAAGUUUUGUAUUGUAAUGUUAAUAUAUCUGAACAAUGUUGUGCCUACUAUAAAAUAUAUUUCUGUCAUGUGUCUUAUUGCUGACAAAGCAUGAGUAAUUUUAUCAGGUUUUGUUUGAUUGCAACAAAUUCUAGCUUUUCAGGUUAUUUGUAAUGGAUUAGAUUAGUGUUUAUCUGCAGGGAAAUAGAAUUUGUUUUAAUCUAAGACAUCCUGUAGUUUUUACCGUAUAUUUAUAUCAUAAAUACCACAUAUUCAACAUAAAUGUUUAAUAUAAUGUUAAUUGUUUGUGCAUAUUUAAAACUAUUACAAGAACUUUUUAGUGACAGUUGCAAAAUUUCAAACAAAUAACCCUCGGAUAGAUCUCUGUUUAUACAUGCCGUUGUGUCGUUCACAAGUUCCAUGUGGUUAUUUGUAUGGACACAAGUGUUGAGAUUUUGCGAUUGUCCCUUAGCAAUAUGUAUAUCAUCAUAAUAAUGUCCACAUGUAUUAUGUAAAUUAUGAUUUUACUUCCAUUCAUUAACUGCAUUCAAUUCAAUUUUGAAAUUUUCUUUGCAAAAUUCUUUCUCUUUUUUUUUUUUAAACAUCAAAAUAAAAAUUCUAUUAAUUUGGUCUUGAUAAAAAAGGAGAAAGAAUUCUUAAAAAAAUAAAAAUCAUUAUGCAUGCAUAAUAUUUUGUGACAGCAUUACUUUAAUUCUUUUGAAUCCUAAAUGUUGACAUUAUUGCAGUUAUUUACAUCAUGGACGGUUUAACGUCCUACUUUUCUGAACCAAUCGGGCUAAUGAAUACGUACAGUGUCAUAUGAGGUAAAUUUUGUCCACUCUUAUUUCAAAUGCAAGGUUUCUUUUACAUGGAUGCCAACGUCUGCACGGCACUUGAUUUUUAUACGCCCACAUUUAAAUGUGGUUGUAUAUUGUGGUCGCCGCGUACAUACGUCCGACGUUCCGGCAUCCACAAUUGCUUGUGGACGCUCUAGAGACUAAAGUUAAUAUCCAAUUGACUUUAAAUUUAUACACAGUGUUUAAGGUCAAGGGAUGAAGAAAAUCCAUUGAUUUUCAACUGCCAGAAUUGAUCACUUUGAAAAAUCUUGUGGACAAUCUAGAUGGUAAAGUUAAUAUCUGAUUGACUUUAAAUUUAUAGACUGUGUUUAAGUUCAACAGACGAAGAAUCAUAUUGAUUUUCAACAAUUUCCAAUAAUUACUGCCAGAUUUAUGGCCCUUGAUCACUUUGAAAAAUCUUGUGGACACUCUAGAGGCUAAAGUUAACAUCCGAUCGACAUUAAAUUUAUACACACUGUCUAAGGUCAUGAGACGAAGAAGCCUUUUGAUUUUCAACGAUUUCCGAUAAUUACUGCCAGGGUUAUGACCCUUGAUCACUUUGUGGACACUAUAGAGGCUAAAGUUAAUAUCCAAUUGGCUAUGAAUUUAUACAGUGUUAAGGUAAUGAUGAAGAUUUUCAACAAGUUCCAAUAAAUACUGCCAGAGUUUUGGCCCUUUGAAAAAUCUUGUGGAUGCUUUAGAGACCAUAGUUAUCAUCUGAUUGAUUUUAUAUUUAUACAAAGACCACUACGCGCAAACAAAUUAUUGAAAUAUAAUUAAACCAUUUCAGUCCCGAAAUGACCUAGUUUGUGUUGAGUGGACGUUAUAGAUUGGUAUACAGGGUUUAAGGUCUUGAGACGAACAAGUAUAUUCAUUUUCAAUGAUGUUUGAUAACUUGAACAGCUAAAUCCAUGAUAUUAAGUGUUUUGUAUACUAAAUGUUAGCAUAGGCCAAACAAAUUCUAAUGAUUUUCUGAUAAUUACGUAAUGAGUAGUUACUCUUAAUUAGAUUUUAAUGUAUUAUAAAUGUUUCAUUACCGACAAAAGUAAAAAUAUGCGACAACUCUUGUUGACUGCCCGGACGAUUUAGCUGCUGUGGGUGUAUGUUUCAUUGCCUGGCAACCUAUCUUUCUGUCCCAUCUGAAUGACUGGACCCUCUGUCCUGCAUCACUGACAAGGGGAAACCGCCCCAGAAAUCCUGGUUAGUGAACUAGCGCCUCACUCACUGAUCCACUGCAGCUCUGUGGUCACUUGUAGUUCAACAACAGAUUUUCCUUUCGCUAAAUUGACUUUUUUCCCAUUGUAUGGAUAAUUAAUAUUUGCUUAGUCAACAGCUCAAAACAAGGAGGUUUACUUUUAACAUUCUUCCAAGCUAAAUUAUCAAUUUGUUUUCCACAUGUUGUGAAUAUAACCUGUUUUAUGACCUAAAUUACUCUGAAGAUUACUUUGAACAAAAUUUACACAAAGUUGUGUUGAUUUGGUUGUGAUAUAUGUUACAACACUGUAAUCUAGGCUAACGUGUGAUUUGGAAGAUGAUCCUUAUAAAUCUUUUUUAUUAUUUAUCAUUAAUGGUAUUUUGCUGUCUUUUUUUGUCUUAAAAAAUUUCUACAUUCAGCUAAAAAUGGCAUAACGGUAAAUGUCUUUGGUUUGGGUAAAAAAAUAUAAGCAUCUAUUAAGUUAAAUUUGUUGGGGUUUUUUUUCUCAAGAGCCAGUAUUGAGAUACAACUUAUAGUUUUGUUCAACAGUUGGAGUUUAAGCCAAAUUAGUAAAUGAACUGACUAAUGCAGAUCUUACCCUAUGAAUGAUCGAAAUAAUACAUGAGAUCAUUACAAUUCUACAUUUUAUUUUUACCUAAAUAAUAAUAAUAUCUCUUAACAGUUGCAUAAUAUAGUAAUCAUUUAUUGGGGAUAUAUAUAUUUAGUAUUUGAUUGAAUUUUUAAAACUUUACACCCUUAAUAUUGUUUUUAAAAAAAAAACCAUGUUUGUCUUGAUUUGUACUAAUCUUAUAUUGUUAUAAAGAGAUUCUUCAACCAACUCCAAGGUAAUAUUUUUAGUAAUCGGUUGUUGUUUUUUUUAUGAAAUUAAUUUUUCCCCUUGAUAUUGUUUACAUCACAUUUUGUAAUUAGUUUUUUCUAACCUAUAUUGUUAUAAACUUGUCAACUGAUUUUUUUUUUAAUCAUAAUAUUAAUAUAUUGAAGUAUAUUUUUGGAAUCAUAAUAUAUGGUUUAAACUACAUAUAUAUGUAGUUUCAUAGAUUCGCUACUUAUGUCAUUGUUUAUUACUAAAUCAAAAAUGGUUCUCUCACUUUAUUUAUCAAUGUUGAUAUAGAUUUCUACAUGUUUAAAUUCAUAUUAAAUUAUUUGAAGGCUGUUACCAAGAUACAGAUGUUUUCAGUAGUUGAAUACAACUUGUACAGAGUCAACAGUUAUAUAAAGCAAAUAAUGACGUGUUCAUGCAUUAAGCUGCCUUAACUAAACCUCGGAGGUAGAAUAAUGUCAAUUAUUUCAUCAAAUUGUUCCCUUUUAAAGACAAGUUUAUCUCCUAUUUUGGGUCUUCAAGAUAUCUUGUUCCCUUUUGAAGACCUUUUUAUCUCAAAAUUGUGGUCGCUAAAUGGUGUAUAAAAUGGUAAUAAAAUGUAAAUUUACCCGAUAUUGAUAUUAUCUGACCACCUCAAUUCUUUCAUGUUGACAUUCAAAUUCAAACAUGUUUGAAAUUCAAAAGAAGCCUAUUAAAUUCAACAAUUUCCAUUAAUUACAUCUAGAGUUAUGGUCCAUGUUUAGUUUGUAGAAUCUUGUGAACUCUAUGACGACAAAAGAUAUCAUCCUAACUGUUUGAAAGAAUUUAUAUGCAUACCCGGCAGUAUAAACUAGUCAAAUGAACAAACUUCAACAAUUUCUGUUCAAUACAUCUAGAGUUAUGGCCCUUGUUUCACUUUGUAUAAUCUUUUAAAAGCUCUAUUGACGCAAGUUAUCAGCUGAUCUGCUUGAAAGUUAUAUGCAUUGUUCACAUAAGUGAAACAAUUUCAACAUUUUCUGAUAAUUACUGAUAGUGUUAUUGCCCUUGAUUAUGUCAACAUUCAACUUUUUAUUUACUGAAUCACAAUUGGACUGCCGGGAUGACUUGGCUGCUAUGGACAUGUUUUGUUGCCCGGGAACUUAUCUUUUAAAAUCAUAUUAAAUUUUUAAUCUAUAGGUUACAUGUGUUAAAUUGUUAUAUUGUUUUGUUAAAAAUGUAUGAAAUAUAUUCCAAAUAUUAUGUUGUUAGCUUCAUGGAGUAAAUAAAAGUAUAAAAAUUA